AUGGGACAACAACCUAGCUCCAUUCCACCACCCUCAAAUUCAAACAGUCGUACUUCCACUACCAAUGAAAAUCCAACAUUUCGCAGAAGAACACUCUUUUCAACAUUCAUAAAUAGAAGAAAUCGAUCAGCAACAACAACAGCUUCAUCUUCUAGAGGAGCCGUUGCAUCAUCUUCUAAUUCAGCCUCUUAUUCUGGUAGUAGUGAUCAUCAUCAACAACAGCCUCCGAGAAGGAAAACAAUUUUACAAAGAAUAAUAAAAAGAAAUGAUGAUUCGGAUGAUAGUGAUGAAGAAGAGGAGAUUGAUGAGAGGGUUUUUUCACUCCCAAUGGAAUUUAUUCAAUACAGGAGAGGAUGGUAUGAAAGACAUGAAGAAUAUGCACAACAAUUUGAUCAGUCACAUUCAACACUAUUGAGUCAUGAAUUGGGAUUGAUUAAUUCUGAUAUCAUUCCAAUAAUAUUGUCCUUUUUGAGCAUUCGUGAUUGUUGUAAUUUUUCAGCGAGUUGUAAAUUGGUGUAUCAUUAUUGGUUGGGAGAUCCUUGGUUUUGGUUUCGAAUGUCACCAAAGAGAUUGGUACUGCAUGUACAAAAGUAUCAACCAUUCUCACUAGAAUUUAUCAAUGCCAAGAACUGGAGAGAUAUGGCAAUGAUUUUCAUAUUUAACAAGACUUGGAGGUCAAUUGACUCAUGUUUUGAGGUUUGUGAAAAGAGUUAUUCAUCAUCAAAUAUUCCAAAGGAAGAAUCAUUUUUUUACUUUAAAAAUCCAGAUGAUGAGAAUGUUGUGAAACAGCUCUUAUUUGGCACAGAAGGAAAACCAAUCAAUGUGAAAUGCAAGAGGAAUAAUGCGAAAUAUUUGGUAAACUUUGGAAUAUCAAUGGAUGAUUACAAACCAGAACAUGGAUCGAAUACUCAAUGUGUAAUGUUCAUUAAUUUAUAUACCUCCAAUGGAUCGAGGGAAAUGUUAUGCUUAGAAAAAUUUACCAAACAGUAUGGUCGACAUGAUUUCCUAAUAGUUGUUUAUUAUUGGCCAAACUCAACCGAGCAAGAGAAGGGUUUCAGUUUCAAUACUCAAUUGAACAGUUGGAGAGCUCAAUCAGAGUUAAACAUUACACCAUAUUUAGAAUAUUUGGAGCCAAUAAGGAGUGAUAAGGAAGCAAAAUCAUUCUUUCAAUUGGUUUUGAAAUGGAAAGCAUUGAAACACUAUUUAAAACAUGCUAAUCAUAGUCCCCAGGAUAAACAUAGAGGCACCCUAGAGAGUAUGGUACUUUCGUAUUGUUCAGAUUAUAUGGAUUAA
Messenger RNA from Naegleria gruberi, 1293 nucleotides. RefSeq lists its product as uncharacterized. The record is from RefSeq and is a predicted model, not a curated record. The transcript is spliced from 2 exons. The coding region runs from base 1 to 1293 and encodes 430 amino acids. NCBI's taxonomy places the organism in Eukaryota, Heterolobosea, Eutetramitea, Acrasida, Naegleriidae.